Messenger RNA from Ilyonectria robusta, 2664 nucleotides. Its product is annotated as kinase-like domain-containing protein. The transcript has a single exon. The record is from RefSeq and is a predicted model, not a curated record. Lineage: Eukaryota; Fungi; Ascomycota; Sordariomycetes; Hypocreales; Nectriaceae. The coding region runs from base 1 to 2664 and encodes 887 amino acids.
AUGAGACUCAACCCCACCCAACUUACUCUUGCACUCUCCGUUCAAACUCUGCAGCGGGACAUAUAUCCGCAUAUUCCAAACGACAGCGCUGCCCAAGCCAGUUGCACCAUUCUCAUCAAGCUUCUUACUGAGCUCUGGGCUCGAUAUGCGCCUGGCGAUUGUGGCACGCGACCAUUGCUGCGCUCUCUCCUCGCGCAAGGCGUCGCCCUCGAAUCAGACAUACGAGCAGCCUUGAGCCUAGAAGUCAAUAGUGUCGCAAAUGUUUCCGAUGACGCUCCCUUUGACGAGCUAGCUCGUCGAUAUGAAGAAAUUACAGAUCGAAUUGCGGCCUUGUCCCAAGAGCUUGCCAAGUCUUCGCUUCAACAGACACCCUCAUUAUUACGCCGCACAGCCGAGUGGGAAGCAUCUUAUUACAAGCAGAACAUCAAGGCAACGGAGGAAGCGACGAAAUCAAAAUUCAACAAAGACAGCGAGAAGAGCGACACCAAGUCUGUUGCAAAGCCCACCCCUGGGACUCACAAAGCGGAGGAUGACGUCGGAAUUUCUUCCAGUGCCCUCGAAUCUUUUCUUCAAGCUUCUAGAUCCGACCCCACGCUCAAAGUGUCCAGCCUCUCAAGACUGACUGGGGGCCACGGGAAACAGACAUACUCAUGCGAGAUCAUCUCGUCUGAAUCGAAGGUGGAGGAGCGAUCCGAGAUCGUGAUUCGCAAAGCAGACAUGGCUCCCAUAAUCCUGCGCUCCACAUUCCGCAUCGAGGAGGAGUUCGCGCUUCUGCAUGACCUAUCCACAAAUACAGACUUCCCAUGCCCUCGGCCUUUUGACCUUGCAAGUCCGGUGCCAAAUGGUGUGGAUGCGCCUUUCUUUACGAUGAGUAAACUCCGAGGCGUUAUCCCAAGCAUGUACCUUGGGACAGGAAGCGUGGUGAUCCAAGAAAAGACCGCCAAGGAGCUGGCACAACUACUGGCGCGACUUCACACAUAUCCCCUAGAAAGGUUUUCGGGGUAUUUCAAGUCAAUCGGCGAGGAAGUUGAGGAUGUGAAACUUACGCCUAUCUCGGAACGAUACAGGAAAAGUCUGGACUCAUGGGCAACAUAUGCCAAAGACGUCGAGCAUUUAUCAUCACCAUUUCUCACCUGGCUCUUGCACUGGCUACAGAGCCAUGUACCUGAUGAUGACCGCACACCUGUUCUCAGCCAUGGAGACUUUUCUAUCCACAAUAUCCUACAAGUUGACGGGGAUGUUACUGGGGUUCUGGACUGGGAAUGUGCCGAAUUCCUCUGUCCAGAACAAGAUCUGGCAUACAUCCAGCCACUCUUGAGCAAGUCUUAUUCAUGGGAAAAGUUCCUGGACCAUUACAAGGAAGCCGGAGGUCCCACUAUCCACGAAGAGAACUUCCCUUUCGUACAGGCCUACGCGGUAUUGCGCACCAUGUUGGCCUUCAAUCGAGCCAACCGGAAUCUUGACGUUGGGGACAGUAAAGAUAUUCGAUUUCUAUUGACCGAGUACGGAUAUCUAGCUGCGUUUAUGGGAAUAGGCCUAGAGUCUACUUCCCAACACCCGAGCCACGAGGUCAUUAUGCCAGCGGCCUCAAUCGAUGUGCUCGACGAACCAGUCGCAACAAAACCUUUUGUCGAGAGUCACCCAGUUGUAAAGUCCGAUGCCCACGGCCCUCAAACCAACACCUUCAUGAUUCGUGGUGACGACACAAAAAUUCGACAACCUCCAGGACUGACACCAAAUUGGCAGGAAAGCGUCGUUUUGGUUUGGUGGGAUGACGAGCAUAAGAUUGGGGGCUUUCACCGACUGGGCCAUGAACCCAACAGGCCAGCCGGCGGAGAAGCUAUCAUCUGGACAAACAUUGUCACACCGGCCGGGAUUUUUAAGCGUGUCCAGACCAAUUCAUUGCGAGAGGCCGAUAAACUGGCGGAUGGCGGUUUCGGGUCUGGCGAUGAUACGUGCUCGGUCGAGUACAUUAACGGAGACCACAUCUGGACGAUUGAUGAACCAGAACAGGGUAUUACCGCGAGGAUUGUCCAUCGUGAUACGGGACCCAAUGUCGAUUGUUUUCCCAAACGAGGGAGCAUGGAGAAGGACUUUUCGACAGCUCAUUUUGACAUCCCAGGCAGAGUUACUGGCCAGCUGACCUUCUCUGGACACAAAUACGACAUUCACGGAUUAUCGCUCAGAGAUCAUGGCUGGGGAAAUCGCGACUGGGGUGAGUCGGCGUACUCUCACCGAUGGCUUGUUGGAACAGCUGGUGAAAACUUUUCUUUCAUUGCCGUCAGCUGGCAUGCAACAGUAAAUGAUCGGGUGGGCAAUUUCGGUUGGGUUGUGCGGGAUGGAGAAAUAACUCUGGCAAAAGAAGUGGACAUACUCGUCUACAUGGAAGUUGACAGUUGUUCCACAAGAGGAGGGAGACUAAAAAUGGUAUUAACAACAGGGGAGAAUCUGGACAUUGAAUGCGAGGCAGUGGCUGGUAAGGCGACUGUGUGUUGGCAUCUUGGGAUGGCAUGUGUGGAUAGGCUUUGUCGUUUCAAUUGCAAGGAGAAUGGAGUGGAAGGCUUUGCGAAUGUUGAGAGCACGAGCAAUGUGCAGUUUGGAAUGAGGAAGCCCGGUAACUUGGUUGGGGGUGUUAUUGAGAAUGGCUUGACUGUGAUGGAGUAG